Messenger RNA from Lactuca virosa, 1083 nucleotides. The record is from the annotation of a GenBank genome assembly. Lineage: Eukaryota; Viridiplantae; Streptophyta; Magnoliopsida; Asterales; Asteraceae.
AUGGGAAGUAAAAAUCCUUUGGAAAUAAUAGAGUGGUCAAACCAUGAAAUCAUUCCCAAAGAAGACGAAGUUUUCUCCUUUCAACACCAAUUGCCUCCUCUUGAUUUUAGGUAUCCAGAAUCAGGAUGCAGUAAUUAUGAUCUUGAUCCUACUUAUUUGAUGGAUAUCAUUUCAAAGAAUCCAAUCUGUUCUUCCAUGGAAAUCCUACCAGAUCCUACGCUCUAUGAAAAUGGUUUCUUGGUUGGAAGAGAUGAUGUUUUAGGGUUUCCAGAUCAAGAAAUGUCCACGAUGAACUCGUUAAGUUUUCCAAAUCAAGAAAUACCGUUGAUGAACUCAUUAGGUUUUCCAAAUCAAGAAAUGCACAUAACGAACACAUUAGGGUUUUCUCAUCAAACUCAAACUCAACCAGCGAUCAUGGCGGCCAUGAACAUUGACGAUAAAGAGGAGACAAAGAUGGUAAUUUCUGGGUAUGAGAAACCGCAGAAAAAGCUUGAUCACAAAGGUGAUAAUGGCAAUGGUGGUUGUGAUUUUAAUUAUCCGUCCAGAAUGGCGUUAAGCAGGGAGACGAUUUCACAGUUCUUUUACAUGCCGAUAACACAAGCUGCAAAAGAACUUAAUGUCGGAUUAACGCUUUUGAAGAAACGGUGUAGGGAAUUGGGCAUUCGUCGUUGGCCUCAUCGCAAACUUAUGAGCCUUCAAACUCUAAUCAAUAAUGUUCAGGAAUUGGAGAAAUCAUCAGGGAAUGCAGUCGAAGAGAAGCUACAAGAAGCUAUCAUGCGACUGGAGAACGAAAGAAAGAAAAUGGAAGAAAUCCCGGAUUUACAACUUGAAGACAACACGAAAAGAUUAAGACAAGCUUGCUUUAAAGCGAAUUACAAGAAGAGGAAGACAAUUGGGAAUAAUUCUUCGACAUCAAGUACUACUUACAGGCAGUCGCCAUCUUCGUGUUCUAGCACUUGUGUUGAUUAUGGCGGUCAUGAAGCCAUAGAAGGUGGUUAUGGUGGUGAUUUUGCAGAACAAGAAGAGAUGAAGUCGCUAUUAUUUACUGGCUGUUUUCCUUCUUCUAGCAACGCCUUGUUAUAA